AUGGACUACGAUCGAAUUCGACCAGUGCGCUAUUUGACGGGUAUUCUAAAGUGGUGGCGCCUCUGGCCGAGGAAGGAAUCGGUCUCCAGACCGGACUGGACUAACUGGCAGGGAUAUACGUUGCAUGUUCCAUUCACCUGGUUGUUUGUGGUGCUCUUGUGGGUGGAGGCAAUCAGGAGCAGGGACAUACAGCAUACCGCGGAUGUCCUUUUGAUUUGCCUAACCACAACUGCGUUGGGCGCUAAAAUGAUCAACAACUGGAAGUAUGCCCAUGUGGCCCAAGGCAUUUUAUCCGAAUGGAGCACGUAUGAGCUUUUCGAGCUAAGAAGCAACCAGGAAGUGGAUAUGUGGCGAUUCGAGCAUCGACGUUUCAGCCGCGUUUUCAUCUUCUAUUGCUUGUGCAGUGCUGGCGUAAUUCCAUUCAUUGUGAUUCAGCCGCUGUUCGAUAUCCCAAAUCAAUUGCCCUUCUGGAUGUGGACACCGUUCGACUGGCAUCAGCCGGUGCUCUUUUGGUAUCCAUUUAUCUAUCAGGCCAUAACCAUUCCGGUUACCUGCAUUUGCAACAUAACCAUGGACGGAGUUAAUUGGUACAUGAUGCUGCAUCUGUCCUUGUGCCUGCGAAUGCUGGGCCAACGAUUGACGAAGCUUCAGCAUGAUGACAAGGAUCUGAGGCAGAAGUUCCUGGAACUGGUCCAACUGCACCAGAAACUCAAGCAACAGGCCUUGGGCAUAGAGACCUUUAUUUCGAAGAGCACUUUCACCCAAAUCCUGGUCAGUUCCCUGAUCAUUUGCUUCACCAUUUACAGCAUGCAGAUGAGUCCCGUCUUGCAGGACUUGCCAGGAUUUGCAGGCAUGAUGAAUUACCUAUUGGCCAUGGUCAUGCAAAUCAUGCUACCCACCAUAUAUGGUAACGCGGUCAUCGAUUCUGCAAAUAUGUUGACCGAUUCCAUGUACAAUUCCGAUUGGCCGGAUAUGAACUCUCGAAUGCGUCGCCUAGUUCUAAUUUUUAUGGUGUACUUAAACCGACCGAUGACUUUAAAAGCCGGUGGCUUUUUUCAUAUGGGCUUACCUCUGUUCACCAAGACCAUGAAUCAAGCAUACAGCUUGCUGGCCUUGCUGCUCAACAUGAACCAAUAGAGACGAAGUUGUGUCCCAUUAAAUACUCUGCAUUCUAUUUUGGAUUAGCCCAAAGAUUUCGCAGCUCGUUUGGAGAUUUAUUGCCGCGCGUCGUGUUAUGCAAAGAUCUAAAAAUAUAUAGUAGCAUUGCACGAAAUACACUUUUUCUAUAUACACUAUAUGUUGAGUGCACAUGAAAUGUAGAAUUGCAAGUGACGAAAAUAAAAUUCGAAUUUGGACGUACUCAAAAAUUGCGGGAAAAGCUUUAGCUCUGGCAAUAUGUAGUUUUCCAAUUAGGCAAAGGAGGAUCGAG
This is a messenger RNA of Drosophila erecta, 1429 nucleotides long. RefSeq names its product putative odorant receptor 71a (gene Or71a). Gene Ontology annotation, cellular component: plasma membrane. Gene Ontology annotation, biological process: sensory perception of smell; detection of chemical stimulus involved in sensory perception of smell. Bases 1 to 1137 code for a protein of 378 amino acids. NCBI's taxonomy places the organism in Eukaryota, Metazoa, Arthropoda, Insecta, Diptera, Drosophilidae. Gene Ontology annotation, molecular function: odorant binding; olfactory receptor activity. The transcript has 3 exons. The record is from RefSeq and is a predicted model, not a curated record.